AUGCUCCGCGCCAGAUUGGCAACCCAGCAAAUUGCCCGCCGCGGCUUCUCUACCACACGACCUCGAUUCGACAGCCCCUUCCACUAUCCCGAGGGCCCACGAGCCAGUUUACCUUUUAACCCGAAGACGAGAUUCUUUUGGCUGCGAUACUGGACGUUCAUG
Molecule: messenger RNA, 162 nt
Organism: Capronia epimyces CBS 606.96
Lineage: Eukaryota; Fungi; Ascomycota; Eurotiomycetes; Chaetothyriales; Herpotrichiellaceae
Product: elongator complex protein 1
Exons: 1
Biological process (GO): mitochondrial electron transport, cytochrome c to oxygen
Source: RefSeq, a predicted model, not a curated record